This is a messenger RNA of Capronia coronata CBS 617.96, 990 nucleotides long. RefSeq lists its product as uncharacterized. Gene Ontology annotation, molecular function: RNA binding. Lineage: Eukaryota; Fungi; Ascomycota; Eurotiomycetes; Chaetothyriales; Herpotrichiellaceae. The transcript has 2 exons. Bases 1 to 990 code for a protein of 329 amino acids. The record is from RefSeq and is a predicted model, not a curated record.
AUGGACGAAAUACCAUCACCGCCUGCAAGGCAAUUUCGCUCCAAUGCCUCAAACAACUGGCGCGUAAAGGACGAUUCUCCCCGUACAGAGCUGCCACAAGUUCGUUCGCGCUUCAACCGGAACGACGCACAGUCGCCCUCAAACACACAGUCUUCUCCCGAUGGAGUAGCGGGCACGCGUCUCUACGUCGGCAACCUGCUCUACACAGUGCAGAAGGCAGACAUCGAGUCCCUGUUUGCUGAGCACGGUUACAAUGUUGCUCGUGUCACCAUCUCGACCGACCCGUUCACCGGGCGCAACCCUAGCUACUGUUUUGUGGAUCUCGACAGCCCAGAGGAGGCACAGCGGGCCAUCGCGGAGAUGAAUGGCCUGGAUGUGCGUGGAAGGGCGCUGAGAGUGAGUCCUGGCGUGGCCAAGCGAGGCCAGGGCCAGGAUCAAGGCGAGAACGGGACAGCACGAGAAGUCCGAGUCAAGAACUUUGACCGGGGACGGCCACGAGAGACGAGGGAAGAAAGAAGUACGGAGUACAAGCCAACGUUUGACCGCUGGAACCGUACCGAUGCCUCUUCUCACUGGCAAGCACCGCAGACCGAGGGACGGCGUCUGUUUGUCGGCAACCUCCCGCGCAUUGAACCUCAGUCUGCCCUCGACGAGGAAAUCCAGACGCUGUUCGCAACUCACCUCUCCGAUACAGGGAUCACGCCAACAACCGUGUCCAAGCUCAUCUCGCCGCAUCCGAGCAAAAUCGCGGGUGGCGAGCCUGGAAACUACUAUUACUGCUUCGUGGAUUUGGCCCGCGCCGAGGACGUAGACACCGUGGUCGAGAAGCUGGCCGGAGUCGAGGGUAGCUGGGGCGGAAACGUGAGAGUGGGCCGUGCGAGGGAGCAACGAGAGCGCGGAGGUCCCGAUAGAAAGGUGUUGAGGGAGCAAGGUCUCAAUAGUGAGGGAGACCGGAAAAUCCUCGAAGCCAGCACUUGGAGGAAAGGAUGA